Erythranthe guttata (spotted monkey flower) is the source of this 1591-nucleotide messenger RNA. RefSeq names its product 2-oxoglutarate (2OG) and Fe(II)-dependent oxygenase superfamily protein. The record is from RefSeq and is a predicted model, not a curated record. NCBI's taxonomy places the organism in Eukaryota, Viridiplantae, Streptophyta, Magnoliopsida, Lamiales, Phrymaceae.
AUCUUUUUGUAAGAACUCAGUAAAAGGUCCAUAACUCGCAAAUCUCGAGGUGAGAUUUCGAAUCCCAACCACCAAUGAGGAAUCAGAAUAAAACCCUAUAAAACGGAGAGGAGAGAGAGAGAGAGGCAAAAAGGGUAGAGGGAGAGAGAAUCUCCCGCCAUCACUCUUCCACUAAUCAACUCCCAAAUCCGAAACCCCCACUACCUCAGUCAAUCCGCUCCAACACUUUUUUUUUUGUUUCUCUCUCUAAGAUCCAGCCUGUAAUGCAGAUUCCGGUGAUCGAUCUCGCCCCCUACUUGGAAUUCUGCGGAAAACCGCCGAACACAGGCGAAGAGGAAUUCGAUUCGGAGCUGGUGAAUCUCUGCUCGGAGGUCAGCCGAACCCUAAAAGAGACCGGAGCUUUACUUGUCAAAGAUCCCCGAUGCACUGCCGAAGACAACGAUCGCUUCCUCAAUAUGAUGGAGAAGUAUUUCGAAAUGCCCGACGAUUUCAAGCGCCGACAAGAGCGCCCGCAGCUACAUUACCAGGUUGGAGUAACACCUGAAGGAGUUGAAGUACCUCGUAGUUUAGUGGAUGCACAAAUGCAAGAGAAACUAAGAGCAAUGCCGAUAGAGUUACAACCAUCCACCCCAACUGGACCAGACCCUAAGUGGCGGUAUAUGUGGAGGGUUGGUCCACGACCAUCAAAUACCCGCUUUAAGGAACUCAAUUCGGAGCCUGUCAUACCUGAGGGAUUUCCCGAGUGGAAAGAUACCAUGGAUUCAUGGGGAUACAAAAUGAUAUCUGCUAUAGAGGCUGUUGCUGAAAUGGCUGCAGUUGGAUUUGGCCUGCAGAAGGAUGCAUUCACUUCUCUUAUGAAGCAGGGACCACACCUACUUGCCCCAACAGGAAGUGAUUUAAGACGCCACAGCCAAAUAGGCACGGUGUUUGCCGGAUAUCAUUACGACCUCAACUUUCUCACAAUUCACGGCAGGAGUAGAUUCCCAGGACUUAAUAUUUGGCUAAGAGAUGGCAGAAAAAUGGAAGUCAAAGUUCCUGUGGGGUGCCUCCUCAUUCAAACAGGAAAGCAGAUAGAGUGGAUGACAGCUGGGGAGUGCAUUGCUGGCAUGCAUGAAGUCGUUGUGACUGAACGCACAACUGACGCAAUAAAAUUAGCUUCUCAGCAAAAUCGCAGUCUAUGGAGAGUAUCCUCAACGCUUUUUGCACACAUAGCAUCGGAUGCAGUGCUCAAACCUUUAGGCCACUUUACGGAUUCGCCCCUCGCAUGUAAGUACCCCUCUAUCAGUGCUGGAGAGUAUGUAGAGCGGGAACUUGCUGUUAUUAAUCUCAAAGGAAAUAAAGGAGAUGCCUCGUAAUUUAUUAACUGCAGAUAAUAUUAAUUGUUUUCGUUUAUUUUUCCAGAUUUUUUUAUUACCGUGAUUACUCUACGUUGAGUACUUUCGUUUAUUGGUGGGUUGAAAACGUAAAUGGCGUAGGCACACUAUAAAUAAUUUGUUAAUGAUGCUUCUCUGUUUAUUAUUCACCCCCCUUUCGUAACAUGGCUUUGAAUCUGUUGUGAAGUUCACAUCAUCUAUCGUGAUUUUAUAUUGCA